This is a messenger RNA of Capsella rubella, 2193 nucleotides long. RefSeq names its product subtilisin-like protease SBT4.7. The coding region runs from base 1 to 2145 and encodes 714 amino acids. Gene Ontology annotation, biological process: proteolysis. The record is from RefSeq and is a predicted model, not a curated record. The transcript is spliced from 9 exons. NCBI's taxonomy places the organism in Eukaryota, Viridiplantae, Streptophyta, Magnoliopsida, Brassicales, Brassicaceae. Gene Ontology annotation, molecular function: serine-type endopeptidase activity.
AUGCCGAAACGAGCAGAUUCCUUUAGUUUCCUUGUCUUGUUUUUGACUUCAGUCUCAGCAGCAAUACAUGAUCCUCAAAGUAAACAAGUGUAUGUUGUGUACAUGGGCUCACUUCCGUCUCGACUGGAAUACACACCAAUGUCACAUCAUAUGAGUAUUCUUCAAGAAGUCACCGGCGAAAGUUCGAUCGAAAGUCGUUUGGUGACAAGUUACAAGAGGAGUUUCAAUGGGUUCGCAGCCCGGCUCACUAGGUCAGAACGAGAAAGAGUAGCCGGAAUGGAGGGAGUUGUGUCUGUGUUCCCGAGCAAGAAGUUACAACUCCAAACGACGGCGUCUUGGGAUUUCAUGGGGAUGAAGGAAGGAAAGAAUACAAAGCGAAACUUGGCCAAAGAAAGUGAUAUUAUCAUCGGUGUCAUCGACACUGGGAUUUGGCCGGAAUCCGAGAGCUUUUCCGACAAUGGCUUUGGUCCUCCUCCCAAAAAAUGGAAAGGUGUUUGUUCCGGUGGCCAAAACUUCACUUGCAACAAUAAGUUGAUCGGAGCAAGAGACUACACAAGGGAAGGCGUCAGGGACAGCCAAGGACACGGUACACACACAUCGUCCACAGCAGCCGGAAACGCAGUUCCUGACACAAGCUUCUUUGGAAUAGGCAAUGGAACGGCAAGAGGCGGCGUUCCAGGAUCUAAAAUCGCUGCUUACAAAGUCUGCUCCGAGACAGAUUGUACCUCGGCAGCUGUACUGUCUGCCUUUGAUGACGCGAUCGCAGACGGUGUUGACCUUAUCAGCAUCUCUGUCGCGGGAAACUCUCCCCGCAAGUACGAAAAGGACACGAUUGCGAUCGGUGCUUUUCACGCUAUGGCUAAAGGGAUUCUCACUGUACACUCAGCAGGUAAUUAUCCGAGUCCGGGCAGAAUCGUGAGUGUAGCGCCGUGGAUCUUAACAGUUGGAGCCAGCACCACAAACCGUGAGUUUAUCACCAGAGUUGUUUUCGGAAACGGCAAGACACUUGUCGGGAGAUCAGUGAAUGCUUUUGAUCUGCAAGGAAAGAUGUAUCCUCUUGUGUACGGUGAAGCUUUCAACGAGUCUCUGGUGAAAGGAAAGAUCUUGGUUUCCAUAUUUCCGACUAGUUCAGAAGUAGCUGUUGCAUCCAUAGUUAGAGACGACUACCAAUACUAUUCAUCAGUUAGCUCCAAGCCCUCCUCUCUUCUACCACCAGACGAAUUCGACUCUCUCGUCUCUUACAUUAACGCCACAAAGUCCCCGUUAGGCUCUGUUCUAAAAACUGAGGCAAUCUUUAAUCAAACAGCUCCUACAAUUUCUUCCUUCUCUGCUCGCGGUCCAAACACUAUUGCAGCUGAUCUUCUAAAGCCAGAUGUAACAGCUCCAGGAGUGGAGAUUCUCGCUGCAUAUUCACCUUUGGCUUCACCAUCUUCCGAAGGGAUCGACAAAAGACAUGUGAAGUACUCUGUUUUGUCCGGAACUUCUAUGGCUUGUCCACACGUUACAGGCGUGGCUGCAUACGUCAAGACUUUUCAUCCUGAAUGGUCUCCUUCUAUGAUCCAAUCUGCUAUCAUGACAACUACUUGGCCAAUGAAUGCUAAUAGAACUGUCUUGGCAUCAACGGAUAACCUUGCAGCAACCGAGUUUGCUUCAGGAGCUGGACAUGUCAACCCAAUAGCCGCUAUAAAUCCUGGACUUGUCUACGAACUGGAAAAGUCGGACCACAUCGCCUUUCUCUGCGGCUUGAAUUACACUUCGAAAACCCUAGAACUCAUCGCAGGUGAAGCCGUCACUUGCAGUGGAGAGACCUUACCAAGAAACCUCAACUAUCCUUCAAUGGCAGCUAAAAUUUAUGAAACUAAUAGCUCCUUCACCGUGACUUUCAAAAGAACCGUCACAAACCUCGGUAUCCCCAACUCUACAUACAAAUCAAAGAUCGACUUAAAUCGCGGAUCUAAGCUCAACGUCGAGGUCUCGCCUAGUGUUCUUUCUUUCAGAAGGGUGAACGAGAAACAGUCUUUCACAGUAACGGGUUCAGGAAACAAUCUCAACCGAAAACAACCUUCAUCUGCAAAUCUAAUGUGGUUUGAUGGAACGCAUAAUGUGAGAAGUGUCGUUGUUGUCUACACUGAUGAUUACUGGUGAGGCAUCACCAUAGAUCUUUAAAUAAAAUCAGUUUAAGCCUUCUUUUUA